UUUUUCCUUGGGAAGAUGGCGACCGUCACUACAGCCACCUCAGAGUGGAUCCAGUUCUUCAAAGAUGCUGGGAUCCCCCCUGGACUGGCUGUCAAUUAUGCUGUGUCAUUUGUUGAUAACAGGAUCCAGAAGAACAUGCUCAUGGAUCUCAGUAAGGAAAUAAUGAUGGACUUGGGUAUCACAGUCAUCGGGGACAUCAUAUCUAUUCUCAAACAUGCCAAGCAUGUGUAUAGACAGGAUAUGUGUAAAAUGACAAGUGAGGCUAUUUCUUCUGGGCAGACUAGUGUACAGGCUGAACUGAGACGUACUGCUAACACUCCUGCCACACGCAUGAUUGCUAACGCAUUGAGCCGGGACUCCCCACCAAGCACACCCGCUCGGCGGCCUGACAACCGAAUAUCAGUGACGGUCUCCAACUCGAGUGCCAAAACAGUGCCCAACCAACCAGCAAAAGAAAAUGGGUUACAAGUAAAGCGCCGGAGGGUAACUAAAGAAAUUGAGGGGAAAUACAUCAUAAACAUGCCAAAAGGCACAACAGAUCGCACCCGACGCAUCCUUGAACAGCAGGCCAAGAAAGCCAAGGUUCUAAAGCGUACCUCAGUGUUUGAUAGACUUGGGGCAGAGUCUAAGGCAGACACCAUUACAGAUAAUAAGCAGCCCACAGGUGUGUUUAGCCGACUUGGAGAAGCAGAUGAGGAGGUUGGGGGAAAAACUGGAGGUCUUGCUGAUAGUUUUGAUGAUGAUGAAAGUGAUGGUGAGGGGUCAGUGCUGCAGUAUGCAGGUGUCCUGAAACGACCCCCUCCUUCCUCCAAAAAAGAGACUAUAUCCAACAAAUCUAAACCCCUCACACUACGUCGACUAGGAACGAAGUACAAACACCCCCCAUCUGAAAGUACACCACCUAUCUCUUCUUCAACCUCCUCCAAACAGGAGGGAACACCCAAACUGGGUGUAUUGCAGAGACUGGGCAUGGCUCCCUCAGUCAACCCUACCUCUUUAGUCAGUCAGUCUGCAGAUACUCAGGACAGUCGAGUUACAAGUAGCAGAAGCAAGGCCCAGGGCAGCUUUGCUCUGGCCAGCUCUAAGGUCAGCAGUAGUACAGGUGACUGUCAUGGGGCUCAGAUGGACGUUGGGGAAGUCAGUGUAUUUAAGAGACUGGGUGCCAGAAAACACUAAUGCAAAGAACUCCUGAAAAGGGCACCCAUUUUUAGCCCACUUUCCCCUUUUUAAAUCCUAUUUACCCACCUGAGCUUCACAUAUGGCCCCGAAUUUCUACAUGAGAAUGUAGAGUGGAGAAGCUCUAUGACGUCUCUGUUCUUUAUAAAGUGCUGUACCUCAUGCAUGGUUAUGAUUCUGGUGCUAGAUGGAAAAAAGGGACAGCUGCAAUAUCAGGUAUUUUGGUGUGGAAUGAAACCCUGAAAGCUGCAUACCUGUUGUCCUCAUAUCUGGUUAUAAGAAUCAGUCUCUAUCCAUCAUUCCGACUUUUAUAGCUACUCUCCAGAGUGAAAUUAUUUUGUCCUUUUUUCUGAAAUUAUAUUGCAUGCCACCAAGCGUUGGAUGCCUGACAUGUUGAUUUUCAUUAUAGAAGCCAAGAGACCUAAUUGAAAGCAUGUUCUGUGUUCAACACAAACACUUACGGUUUAAAGAUUCUUCCAUAAAUAUGGUCUAGUAUGCUCUUCUUUAACCUUCAUUUGCCUCCCUGAUUUUAUAUGAUAUUUAUAAUCAAGUCAAAGCCUUUACAUUGCUUAAAACUGCACAUAAGCAUUACAAUUAAUGCGCCUUAUGACCUCAACUGUUGAAGACACGAAUCAGCAGCAUAUUAAAUAGCCCCUGAUAUCAAAUUUCCUAAUUGGAAAUGCCAUCUAGUGGAGCAUUGCAAUUUUAAGUGUUAGUAGUUAAGCAGAGCUUAAAUAAUAUUGGGAGUUACAUGAUGUUGCCAAGCUGCACACGUGGAGUUGGACCCUUGUGUAUUGUGUAAGUUUUUACCCCUUUAUACCAUGCUCAAUACAGCAACCAAUUGUCAUCCUAUUGUAAUGGGAAUUCACCUGUAUUUUUUAUGUCAUCGCUCACCUGUUGUUAUAUAUAUUAUUUUGAAACAUCUCAGAAGCAGAACUUUGUUGCAUUGUACAGAUUGAAGAAUAAUACCAGAGAGAAACAUCUUUUUGUCUUGGGAAUGGAUUGAAUAUAAAAGUUAAAACCCAAAAGUCUUGCUUUACUUUUUUUUUUGUUAAACACUGGUUGUUCUAGCUUAUUCUUAUGACAUUCCAUGAGUUUAUUUCAGAAGGGUUUUUGUAACAAAUGUCAUUAUAACCCCAAAUAAAUUUACAAAAAGAUGCAUUGCACAAAUGAAAGACAUGUAUAGCCACAGUUAGCACUACAUACUGUACAUUUGAAUAUUUAGGCUGUAAGAAAGUUUGAGUAG
Xyrauchen texanus (razorback sucker) is the source of this 2422-nucleotide messenger RNA. RefSeq lists its product as uncharacterized. Gene Ontology annotation, cellular component: nucleus. The record is from RefSeq and is a predicted model, not a curated record. The transcript is spliced from 8 exons. The coding region runs from base 16 to 1176 and encodes 386 amino acids. Lineage: Eukaryota; Metazoa; Chordata; Actinopteri; Cypriniformes; Catostomidae.